AUGUCUCCUGCUUUCACUCUUUACGGCGCCCGCAGCUCGACAAACACGGACCGUGUCCGCCUGACUCUCGCCGAGGCUGGCUUCACCGACUACGAACUCGUGCUCGUCAACUUGCAACAGGGGGAACAAAAGUCUGCAGAGAAUAUGAAGCGUCACCCGUGGGGCAAGGUUCCCGUCGUCACAUUCCCCGACGGCUUCAGCCUCUACGAGAGCCGUGCAAUCUGCAAGUACCUCGCCACCAAGUACUCUUUCCCGCUUCUGCCCCGGGGCUCGGACGCCGAGGCCGCGGCGCUGUUUGAUCAGGCCCAGUCAGAGGAGAUGCUCUACUUCGCAGACCCCGCGGGCAAGAUUGCCUUUGAGAAGUUUGCUAAGAGGUUUAUGGGGCUACCCGCCGACGAGGCCGUUGUGUCGGGCGCGCUGCGGUCCCUCGAGGCCUUCUUCGACGUUGCCGAGCGAACCCUGGAGCAGAGGGACUACAUGGCUGGGAAUGACUUCACGCUUGUCGAUAUCCACUACAUCCCGCUGAUACAAAGGUUAUUUGCCUGCGGAUAUGGGGAAAUUGUCCUCGGCCGCAAAGCUGUGGCUUCCUGGUGGGAUCGCAUCGUUAGUAGGCCCGCCAUUGAGAAGCUGUUGGCUGCUGACCAGGAGGCUGCCGCUGCCGCUAAAAGAUAG
Molecule: messenger RNA, 672 nt
Organism: Colletotrichum navitas
Lineage: Eukaryota; Fungi; Ascomycota; Sordariomycetes; Glomerellales; Glomerellaceae
Product: glutathione S-transferase
Exons: 2
Coding region: 1-672 (223 amino acids)
Biological process (GO): glutathione metabolic process
Cellular component (GO): cytoplasm
Molecular function (GO): glutathione binding; glutathione transferase activity
Source: RefSeq, a predicted model, not a curated record